This is a messenger RNA of Loa loa (African eye worm), 1388 nucleotides long. RefSeq lists its product as hypothetical. The transcript has 9 exons. Bases 90 to 1388 code for a protein of 432 amino acids. NCBI's taxonomy places the organism in Eukaryota, Metazoa, Nematoda, Chromadorea, Rhabditida, Onchocercidae. The record is from RefSeq and is a predicted model, not a curated record.
CUAAAGGAAAGAGAGACAGGUCUCAUUUUGAGGCUUCCAGAAGGUCGCUGCUUCUCAAUGUUGAUGAUGCUUGUAAGCCACAGUUAUCGAUGGUCCCUUUCAACGAACCAUCUUUGCUUCGUCCAGCAGCUGGUAUGGAUGUCGCAAAUUUUGAGAGGGAAGAAUCGGUUAAACAUUACGUUUCAAAAUCAAGAUUGUCAGACUGUGAAGGUGGCUACUCCUUCUCUUUUGUAAUCUUCGCCAUUAUUCUACAACUCGAAAUUGUAUUUGUGCCGCUUGGAGCAACUUUCUUCGAUAAAAGUAAAGUUGGAUUUCCUUUGGUAAAUGGUAACCAUAUCCAGCAUCAUAACUGGAAGCGCAGCAUUGAUGCGUUAACCAGGACCCAACAGAGGAGAAGCAGCGACUACAGAAGCAGCAGCAGUAGUUUAGCUAGUAUUAGUAUCUUAAAUACUACGUUGUUAGGGAAUGAAAUCACGUUCGAUAAAUGGAAACACACAGAAGGCGUAUCAGACGAUGAACCUGAGCAGUAUCACAGCAGACAAUUCGUGUUGUUUACUUUCAUCGUUAUUCACAACAGUCAGAUCGAAACGUUCACGGCAGAAUCGGCUCAAACAUAUGUGAUCGAACUGCAGCCUCAGGACGAAUUGACUGUUACAUGUCGGGCUAGUUUACUUGGAUUGGGCGAAGAUAUGGAUGUCAUGUGGUGGAAAGAUAAUGAAUUCAUAAUUACAACUAAUUCAUCAGUUUUGAUACUGAAUGGCCAAAAUUUGGGAUUAUAUCGAUGUGUAGCUGAUGUGGCAAUUGUAUCUACUGAUCUUCUGGACAAUUAUCUUUUAAGUAAUCGGAUAAAACGUUCAGCAGAAUUACCUCCAGGAAAAGUGCUGAGUAACGCGCUUAUUGUGAAGCGUGCCAUACCAAUUCGUUUUACCAUUCAUCCAAAAAACUUAACAGUAGCAAGUGGCUCGGUUUUUCGAUUAGAAUGUGUAACGAGUGGUUCACAUUCUGACCAAAUUAUUUGGUAUCAAAAUGACACGGAAAUUCUAGUUGAGGCGAAGAGAGUUGAUAAUGUUCAUAUAUAUACUGCUGAGCAUCAAUCAGUAUUGCAUUUGAUGGGAGCAGAUCUGAACGACAGUGGCCAUUAUCGUUGCCGUAGUGGAAGUAUAUUUAGUGACAUAGCGGUCAUAAAUGUCACUUUUAGCGAAGCUGAACAUCCAGCUAAAAGUUCGAUGAUGUUAACGGACCUUCCGUCAGAAUUGUUAGUUCCGAUCGGUGAAAGUGUUAUACUGGAAUGCCUUCUAGAUGAUCCAUAUUCAGCUUCAUCUUGGCAUGUCGUAAAUGAAUAUGGACAACCUAUACAGAGUAUGUUCUGCUCGAUCUGUUAUGUUUGA